AUGACUCAGGAAUUAUCCCCGCUGGAGAAGUACGAGUUGAUCACGAAAGGACUACAGGAAGUUCUUAAUGGCCAGAUCAUAAAGGAUGUGUUGGAGAAGGAGGAUAGGCCAGUCAAGAUUUAUUGGGGUACCGCACCCACAGGUAAACCGCACUGUGGCUACUUUGUGCCCAUGGUCAAGUUGGCGCACUUCUUGAAGGCUGGCUGCGAAGUUACCGUUUUGCUUGCCGAUUUACAUGCGUUUUUAGACAACAUGAAGGCGCCCUUGGAGGUUGUCCAGUUUCGGGCCAAGUACUAUGAGUUGGUUGUCAAGGCUAUCUUGAAGUCGAUCAAUGUGCCAAUUGAGAGGUUGAGGUUUGUCGUUGGCUCGUCUUACCAGCAAGGCGGCGACUAUGUGAUGGAUCUCUUCAAAAUGUCCAAUGUUGUUUCGCAGAAUGACGCCAAGAGAGCGGGCGCCGAUGUUGUCAAGCAAGUGGCCAACCCGCUCUUGUCAGGGUUGAUUUACCCCUUGAUGCAAGCGAUAGACGAAGAGCACUUGCAAGUGGAUGCCCAGUUUGGCGGUGUUGAUCAGAGAAAAAUCUUUGUGUUGGCCGAGGAAAACUUGCCCAGUCUUGGUUACAAGAAACGAGGCCAUUUGAUGAAUGCCAUGGUGCCUGGUUUAGGCCAAGGCGGCAAGAUGAGCGCCUCCGAUCCAAACUCCAAGAUUGAUAUAUUGGAGGAGCCCAAGGAUGUUAAAAAGAAGAUCAACAGUGCAUACUGUGCGCCUGGCGAUGUUAGUGAUAACGGGUUGAUUGCAUUUUUGGAAUACGUGGUUCAACCAAUUGACGAGUUGAAAAGUGGCAAGGAGGACGCUUUCCAGUUGACCAUUGACAGGCCAGAGAAGUAUGGCGGGCUAAUGGAAUACACAUCCUUGAACCAGUUGAAGCAAGACUAUAAAGAAGGCAAGUUGGCACCGCCAGAUUUGAAGAGUGGAGUUGCCGACAAGAUCAAUGAGUUGUUGGCGCCCAUAAGAGAAGAGUUUGCCCAAAAUGAGCUUUUCCAGCAAGCGCAAGCCAACGGUUACCCAGCUGAAGCUCCAAAACAGGAGAAGAAGGCUAAAAAGCCAAAAAAUAAAGGCAGCAAAUACCCCGGAGGAGCCAAAGACGCCAAGGACGGCAAGGAUGCGAAAUUGGAAGCCGAUGCUGCAGCCACUGCCGCCUCGGUUGAAGACGUGGUUAAAGCCGUUGACAAUGUCGAACUAGAAGAAUAG
Molecule: messenger RNA, 1248 nt
Organism: Lodderomyces beijingensis
Lineage: Eukaryota; Fungi; Ascomycota; Pichiomycetes; Serinales; Debaryomycetaceae
Source: the annotation of a GenBank genome assembly